Molecule: messenger RNA, 2452 nt
Organism: Sorghum bicolor (sorghum)
Lineage: Eukaryota; Viridiplantae; Streptophyta; Magnoliopsida; Poales; Poaceae
Product: transcription initiation factor TFIID subunit 15b
Exons: 7
Coding region: 155-1639 (494 amino acids)
Molecular function (GO): RNA binding
Source: RefSeq, a predicted model, not a curated record
ACGAUUUAUUCCGGUUGCAACUUGGAAACGCGGCUCCUUCUUUUUGCCCUAAUCCACAAUUCCACAUACACAUACCUCCCUGUCCGCAUCACCAGCGCUCUAAUCCGGCCCUGUCUUCUCGAACGGUCCCAAACCCUAGACGCGACCUGAGCCCAUGUCAGGGUCUUACGGAUCCGACGACUACCGCGGCGGCGGCGGUGGCGGGGGCUACGGCAGCGGCGGAUACGGCGGCCGAGGUGGUGGCGGCGGCGGCGGCGGGCGUGGGCGCGGAGGCGGUGGAGGAGGGUAUGGAGGCGGCGGCGGGGGAGGAGGAUAUGGAGGUGGUGGUGGAGGAGGCUACGGCGGUGGCGGUGGAGGUGGCCGAGGCGGCGGCGGCGGCGGGUUCGGUGGCGGAGGACGAGGUGGUGUUGGUGGUGGAGGUGGCCGAGGCGGUGGCGGGCGCGGGGGUGGACGUGAAGGCGACUGGGUUUGCCCUGACGCGAGUUGUGGCAAUGUGAACUUUGCGAGGAGGACUGAAUGCAAUAAGUGUGGAGCACCUUGCCCAAGUGGAGGAGGCGGCGGUGGGGGUGGAGGUUAUAAUAGGUCUGGUGGAGGUGGUGGAGGCUACAACCGUGGCAGUGGUGAUUAUGGUUCUGGAGGAGGUGGUGGUUUCGACAGAGAUGGUGGUGGUGGAGGUGGGAGCAGAGGAGGAUACAAUCGAAGUGGUGGUGGUGACCGUGGUUUUGAUGAUCAUCGUGGUGGCAGAGGUGGCAGCUAUGGGGGACGAGAUCAGGAAAACCAAAGGGGUAGUGAAGGUGGCUACAAUGCCGGUGGCUAUGGACAAGCUCCUCCGCAAGGUCCUCCUUCCUAUGGUGGUCCUGCGGGUGACUAUGCAGCGCCUCCGAGCUCCUAUGGAGGCAACAAUGCUUAUGGUUCAGAUUCUGCAGUGCCACCUCCUAAUAGCUACAGUGGUGGCCCAGGCUCAUACCCACCAAGCUAUGGUGCCCCGCCUCCACACCAAUAUGGUGGUGCCCCAGGGGGGCAAGGGGGUCUGCCUCCUACAUACGAUGGUGGAUAUGGUGGUCGGUCCAUGCCUGGGGGUGGAGGAUCUGGAGGUGCACCGCCACCUUAUCAUGGUGGUGGCGGUGGCAGCGGUUAUACUGGUAGUGCUGACCCUGAACCAGCUGCAAAAGUUAAGCAGUGCGAUGAGAAUUGUGACGAGACAUGUGACAAUGCGAGGAUUUACAUCUCAAAUUUGCCUCCAGAUGUCACUGUUGAGGAAUUACAGGAGCUGUUUGGAGGAAUAGGCCAGGUUGGAAGGAUCAAGCAAAAACGUGGUUACAAAGAUCAGUGGCCCUGGAACAUAAAAAUAUAUACUGAUGACUCUGGAAAAGCCAAAGGAGAUGCUUGCCUUGCUUAUGAAGAUCCUUCUGCUGCUCACUCAGCUGGUGGAUUUUACAAUAAUUAUGACAUGAGAGGCUACAAAAUCAGCGUUGUGAUGGCUGAGAAAUCAGCACCCAGAGCAGCACCCUCUUAUGGGCAUGGCGGUGGCCGUGGUGGUGGCUAUGGUGGUGGUGGACGCAGGGAUAGUUACAGAGAUGGUGGGGGCCAUGGACCCAAUAGAAACCAGGGUGGUGGUUCGCGUUCGCGACCAUACUGAAAACAAUGAAUAUUGUUACUGUGAUUGUCGUCUGUGAAACCUUGCACAUUUCUAUUCCUGUUCUACGGAUUUGUACUCAUACAGGCGCAUAAGGUAGGUUGUCUGCUUUCCUUAUUGGACUUAUGUUAAAUUGUCAUACUGUGUCUUGGUCGGACUUUUGUUUGUCCAAAAGUGAUUGAUCUAUGUUGUAUGAAUUUUUGCAUAGAGGCAGAUGGAUAUAAGCUCCAAAUGCUGGUAGGUUUGUGAUGUUAUUUCAGCCGGUGGAUCACUCCUGUAAGCUUUGGAUUUUGCUGCGAGGAACAGGUAGGGCGGUUUUGUUCUGUGAUAGGUUUAUUAGAUUUCGUGUUUUUUAGAGGACAUAUCAGCCAACAUUAGAAUGCUCCACAUCCAUUUUUGUUUGAAUGGAUGGAUGGGUUUUAACUUAGACUGUAGCAUGUACUUAGCUUAGGUUGCCACAAACAUCGGGCUUCAAAUAGACGGUGACUUGUAGCUUAUUUUGGUAAAGAGCCUAUGCUUGGAAUUGGAUCAAGGCUGAAGCUCUCAUCACGUUUUGUGUUAAAGUGGUGAUUUGUAUAUAAAUAAGAGGUGAAGAAUUGCGUGAACUGUUGCUUCAUAUGCCCUGUGAGGCCUCUCAGAUGGGAGCUCGUUCCUUUGGUUAAUCGACCUGGAGGCAGUGUUUGACAACUUUUUUUCUUUAAGUACCCAUUCCAUGCCUGGGCGUGUAGAUGGCGAACUAGCACUGGUGUUUUCGUGGCUGAGGUUUCUUCAUAGUAUUUGAUUUCUGAAUUAUAUGACAUUUGUUGAUUGAAUUUU